GUAAGACUAACUGAAAAAGUCGGUACAUCUACGACUACUACGUCAGCAAUAACUCUAAUGACUCAUGCAGCCGUGCAAGGGGUGUCGAAUGCAGAGCGUCAAAUUGAAGAGCCUUCAGUCGUUAUUGGGCUUUCAGCUCAGCUUUAUGAUCUCGUCACAACAUUACUAUCCAAUAACGAUUCAGAUAAAAUCCUCCUCCGCAUGGAAGUUCGUUCUUUCUUCUUGUUUGUGAACGAGAUGGUUGACAAUCUUCUCCGCAACGGGCUCUCUAUUGAUCUCUUCAAGUCAUAUCUCGAUCAUCAAGUGACCUUUCUGAGGAGUCAAGGGUAUUCAGAUCUGGCGGACGCUAUUACUGCAGACUUGGUUCGCCAUGAGAGUGAGCUUGAAAAACUGAACGAAUUUCAGGCAGCCAGAGUUUUUUCAUAUGUGGCCGCUCAGAUGGAAGCUAAGUUACAAGCAUGGCGCGAAGCUCAAGCAUCUGUUGAUUCUAAGAUUCAGGAAGCAGAAGGUCUUGUUCACCAAAUUGAAGCGGCUUGUGCUGGCAAGUCGACAACUCUUUGCAAUAUUGAUUCUUCUCUUGCGUCAGGUGAAGCCACAAUAGCGCGACUCAAGCUAGAGCUAAAAGCGGCGAAGGAUGCUCAAGCUGCUUUGAAGAUGACGUAGGUACACGUGGAGCGUGCCCGAGAGGAAAUGUCUGGGCAACUGGCACUCAUUAAAGAGAAGUUGGUCACGAUGAAAGCAGAAGCCACGAAGGUAUUGGCUACUGAUGAAGACUCUAUGAAGACCACACUACAGAGCGAGCUUGAGCAAGCUUAUACUGUGGAAUUGUCUAAGUUAGAGCAACAAGUUCUUAGCCAUAAGCUUCGUGUAGAUUGAUUGUGACUUUUGUACCUGCAAACUUAAU
Messenger RNA from Asparagus officinalis (garden asparagus), 904 nucleotides. RefSeq lists its product as uncharacterized. Lineage: Eukaryota; Viridiplantae; Streptophyta; Magnoliopsida; Asparagales; Asparagaceae. Bases 58 to 663 code for a protein of 201 amino acids. The record is from RefSeq and is a predicted model, not a curated record. The transcript is spliced from 2 exons.